Molecule: messenger RNA, 717 nt
Organism: Harmonia axyridis
Lineage: Eukaryota; Metazoa; Arthropoda; Insecta; Coleoptera; Coccinellidae
Exons: 1
Coding region: 1-717 (238 amino acids)
Source: RefSeq, a predicted model, not a curated record
AUGUUAUUUAGAGAACUUUCUUUCCUUUUCUCGCUAUUCCAUUUGGAGUUUGGUCUGCCAGCUGCGGUACCUGUACUACCGUUGAACAACAAGGAAGCCAAACGAGAAUGCUGCGCAGAUAGAAUGAAUGCCAUUGCCACAAACAUAGCUAUCAAAGCUGCACAGGAUGCUAAAGCAGCUCAAUUUGCCCAGAAUAAUGCAGCUUGUCAAGCAGCGUUUCAGGUGAAAAAACAGCUGGCCGACAAAGCCGUGGAAGCUGCUAAGGCUGCUCAAGCUGCUCUUGUUGGUAAAGUAGCCUUAGUGGAAGAAUUGACCAGAGAACAACAAGCGGUGACAAUUGUGUUACAAGAAGAGGUGAACAGCAAGCUUCAACUGGAACAAGCCAUUAAUGAAGGAAUGAAAGCAUUAGCUGGCGUCGACUCUCUGAUUAACAUUAUAAGAUCUGGUUUGCAAUUGGCCCAGACAACUUCCACAAAUGCAGACUCAGCUUUGACGGGGGUUCAAAGAGAACUUUGCGAUAAGAAAUGUCUGCUGAAUCAAGCUUAUCAUGCUGUCGACAUAUUGGGUAAAGAGGAAGCUAGGGCAAUUAACGACUUGGAAACAACUAAAUGUGCCGUGAGAAGAGCUGUACAAGCAGCAGUAGCAGCAAAGGCUAAUGCUAUGAGGGCUAAACGCGAUUUUAGCAACAUUACACCAAUGGUCGUGAAAAAUACUUGA